AAACCGUGCCCACGGAAGGAUGGACGGGCCCUGGACCGGCGAACGGAGCGGCUGAGGUAGGGGCUCAGUCUCGCGACCACGUGCUCCACGGACGCACGACGCCGUAUUCGCGUUCCCCGCGUUCACCCCGUUUCCGGAAAAACGAUCGAGAUCGUCGCCUCGCCAGGAGCAGUCCAACCUUUCGCAAGCUCUUUAUCCAGGUGCCGAAGAAACUGAGUUCACAGUGACGUGCUGCACAACCACCGGCGGAUAAUCGUUGAUUCAAAAGUGACCGAGUUCUGCUUUCCGAUCGCACCCGUCAACGUACAAGUGUAAAGUGGAAGCCUUGAUUCUUGGGUCUGGCCACCAUGCGACUUUGCAAACCUGACCAGACGCCGGGAAUCAGCUACGUUUAGCAGUGCGAACGUGUGCGGAGCGACGACCGAGGCGCCGAUGGCGUUCUGCUGACUCCUAUUACCUACUCGCGUUUAAACCCUGGGACAGAAGUUGCUCGGGAAGAUGAUCCGCUCGGGGGUUAAUCGAGGAACACCGAGCCCCGGGGAAUAGGGAUACGAAUGGACCUGGGGGACCUGCAGCCGGGGGUGGCGGGGGUCAGCGCAGUUCCAGGUAAAGCUGUUCACCCUGUCAGGUGGUGGACGCCAUCGGCAACGCUCACUUCCUCCACGAUAGCACCGGUUUCAUCAGCCUCCGGAAACACUGACGUGAUGAAUCAGCUCUGCAGGGUCUGCGGAGAACCUGCCGCGGGGUUUCAUUUCGGGGCGUUCACCUGCGAAGGUUGCAAGUCAUUCUUCGGUCGAACAUACAACAACCUGAGCAGCAUAUCGGAGUGUAAAAACGGUGGAAUAUGUGUAAUAAACAAGAAGAAUCGUACAGCGUGCAAGGCGUGUCGUUUGCGGAAGUGUCUAAUGGUGGGAAUGUCGAAAUCGGGUUCUCGAUACGGUCGACGAUCAAACUGGUUCAAAAUCCACUGCCUGUUGCAGGAGCAAUCAAACCAAGUACAGACGCGCCUGAAAGCUCCGAAGCUACCGUACAACGAGAAGUCGUUCAGCAGUCAAUUGGACGCUGCGAACAACAACACGAGCAGUAACAACAACAACAACAACAAUAACAACAACAACACGACGAACAACAACUGCAACAAUAACAACAACCACAACCACACCCACAACAACAACAACAACAACAAUAACAACAACUGCAGCAGCAGCACCGUGAACAGCUACAUCAACGAUCAAAGAUUGCCAAAGAGAGACCUCUGCAACGAGGGCCCAACAGCGGCGGCGGCGGCGGCGGCAGCGGCGGCGGCAGCGGCGGCGGCGGGGCCUCAGGACCUCCUCAGGCAUCCGGAUUGUGCCCAAGUAAUGAGGUCCCAGGACCUCAUCCGUGCCGAACAGGCCCGUUUCCCGAUUUGGCGUGGUCCUCCCUUCUUUCAUCCCGCACUCACGACCCACAUGCAGCUGCUCAACAGUCCAUUCUUCCCGUUCCAGCAACGAUUCAUGGUUCCCUACGUGAGUCAUUUGAGCCCUCCUAAUCUACAACCGGUAACAAGUAUCCUCUCGAGUUCUUCGAGCGAGAGCUUUAGUCCCAGAUCAACGCCGUCGCCGAAACCGUCGGAGCUUUAUAGGACCCCACCGUCUAACCUAAGCUCUGCCGCAUCCCGCGACAAGAGUAUAGCCUUCCUAAGGUCUCUGGGACCUGAGCAGGUGGCGCCGAUCGACCUCAGUAUGAAAUCCCGGGCUGAGUGUACCACGGUAACCGAUGCCGCUGGUACCACGGAUGAUGAGAAAAGCUCCGAGAGCGAGGAGGAUGGGGAGGAAAUCGCGGAAACGGAAACGGGACCGCCCCUGGACCUCACUAGGAAAACAUGACAGUGACGCGCGUGUGUGUGUGUGUGUAUAUAAAUGUGUGUGUGGGUGUAUGUGUCUGUAAGAGGCCCGAUACUGCAGAGAAAUACUAUAUAUAUAUAUAAUUAUACGCGAAAGAGGGGAUACUGAUUUAUUUGUAUAAACUUUCUCUCCCUUGUACACCGCCCAAUAUUAUGACUUUUUAAAUAAACCGAUGUUUCGACAGUACCGACAAUAUAUUAUAUUAUACUAUACAUAUUAGGCCUACUGUUUUCAGUGCCAGUAAACCACGUGAUAUUUUGAAUAUUAUACAUGUAUGUUACUAUAUUAAUACAUAUGUAUGUGAAACUGUACAUGUAGAGACAAACUUUUGUACGACACCGAUUUACGAAAUCGUAUGGAUAAAUCGUGUGCGAUGCGCGUUCGUGUAGCAAUAUUAUGUUAUAGUUCGCUGAUGGAGUGGCCAGUGGUGUUUCUUUCUCUAUUUUCUUAAUUUAUUUUUUUUUUUUUAACACGUUUUUUUUUUCACCGACGGAUUUGUUUCUAUCUUAAUAUUUUGUGCUUCGUUUUUAUUUACUUGUACAACUUUUUUUUCUCGUCUCUGAGAGAUUAUUUAUGAGCAUUUUGCGUAUAUUAUAGAUGCUGAUUCUUAUUUAAUUGAAUUUCUCCAAUAAUUAUAUAUCUAUCAAUUAUCAAGAUUGCGAGGCCAGUACAAACAAGCGAUUAUUAGAUAUAAAUAGAUAAUAUACGUAUACUUAUGUUUAUACAUUAUAGGUAUUAUAAGAUCGUGAAAAAUUACGUGUAAAUAUAUAUAUGGAUAUAUACAAUAUAAAUGUGUGUGUGUGUGUGUGUAUGUGUGUGUGUAGUAUACAUAUAUAUAAUAUUACAUGACGUAAUAGGCAUCAGUUAUAUUUGUACUAUAGAUAAAUUGAGAAAUAAAAAUUAU
Molecule: messenger RNA, 2790 nt
Organism: Neodiprion fabricii
Lineage: Eukaryota; Metazoa; Arthropoda; Insecta; Hymenoptera; Diprionidae
Product: zygotic gap protein knirps-like
Exons: 3
Coding region: 555-1868 (437 amino acids)
Biological process (GO): regulation of DNA-templated transcription
Molecular function (GO): DNA-binding transcription factor activity; zinc ion binding; sequence-specific DNA binding
Source: RefSeq, a predicted model, not a curated record